UCUGUCUUUGUUUCUCAUACACACACUUGUUCUCUCUCACGAUCUAUCUCUGCCUUCACCACUCGUCUGGAGUUCAGUGGUACAUCACAGGCAGAGAGGAAGAGCGCAAGAUAGUAUGGGGACAGACGCAGGACAUUAUAGACAAGAAUCAAGGGUCAGACGGCUGCCCUCUUAUUCUCUAACCUCUAACGCUAGAAAAGAGAGGUUAAGAGGACUGCCUACAUGAGGAAGUUAGAAGAGAGAUUAAGAGAACUGCCUACAGGAGGAAGUGGCAAAAACUCCUUCAACACGUGUUUCUGUCAUAUUCCGGACCUGUUUGACUAGACCGGGUGAUGUAGUGGCUUGAUUGUUUGCCCGUGGCGAACCGGAGACACCAAACACAUUCUGGAGAUCUGGGUCCUAUGUACAUGGAGGUUCCAACAACUGGGGAGAGCAGAAAGAGGUUGCUUGGGAAGCGCACAUCAAAUGCUUAAUGUUUUGAAUUACUUAUCUCUGUUUCUCAUAGGCGAAGGAGUACAAUAUGCCAAUCUGAAACCGCCUGGCACAAUUUUAACUUUUCAGAAACCACGUGGCAUUGAUCAAAAAAAUCUACAUCUUGAAGAACUUUACGUUCAUCAGCUGAUUUGGGAGAUUACCAACUUGCUUUAUCGUUCAAUCUCAAGAACAUCCAGUUUUUUUCUUCAACCUUCGUUACUUUAUGUUUCUCUGCCUAGAGGUGUUUUUAUGUUCUUUUAAACUUCUGAAAGCAACCUCCAGGCACUCAAGUGGGUGUUAAAAGCUCUCAGGAACUCGGGGGCACCUCCGAGAAAUCUACGUACAUUUGCGGUCAUUGGUAGCGGAGAUGGUAGUCACACAGUUAGAACUGGAGCUCUGUUAUCAUGGGAAGAAGCUCAGAGGUUUCACCUGCAAACUCACACGCACGCCUCACGGCUUUUUGCCGGAGAGCUCGUACAUCAUCACUGCACAGGUCAUACUGCCGUACCUUUUGGGAGGAUUAGGAAUGGUGGCGGCCGGUAUCGUCAUGGACAAAGUUCAACAUUGGGAUGUCUUUAAGGUGAUCACAGAAGUCUUCAUACUGGUACCUGCUCUUGUCGGGCUGAAGGGAAACCUGGAGAUGACUCUCGCAUCUCGUCUCUCCACUGCUGCAAACACUGGGCAAAUGGAUGACCCAAAACAGAAAUGGAUGAUGGUUACAUGUAAUCUUGCUCUUAUUCAGGUUCAGGCCACCGUUGUGGGAUUUCUGGCAGCUCUGGCGGCUGUGGCAAUGGGUGCUGUGUCCAGAGGAGGUGUAGAGCUGGACCAGGCAGCUGUGCUGUGUGCCAGCAGCGUCACCACUGCGUUUGUGGCUGCGCUGUCUUUAGGUCUGGUGAUGAUUGGUGUGAUCAUUGGUUCCAGGAAGGUGGGCAUCAACCCUGAUAAUGUGGCCACACCGAUAGCCGCGAGUCUGGGUGAUCUCAUCACACUCAGUCUGCUGGCUGGAGUGAGCAACACGCUGUUUCAAUACAAAGAUGUGUGGUAUUUGUCCCCGUUGGUGUGUGGAUUUUUUCUUCUGCUCAUCCCACUGUGGGUGAUCAUUGCUAGACGAAGUCCACAGAUCAAAGAGAUCCUGAAGUCCGGCUGGCAGCCUGUUAUAGUGGCCAUGUCCAUCAGCAGCUUUGGUGGUUUAAUUCUUGAUAAGACUGUGAGCGAUCCGAACUUCGAGGGCAUGGCUGUCUUCACCCCUGUUAUUAAUGGUGUAGGAGGAAAUCUGGUGGCCAUCCAAGCCAGUCGGAUUUCCACCUAUCUUCAUUUCUGGAGCAUACCUGGAGUUUUGCCCUAUAAGAUGAGACAGCACUGGCCCAACCCCUGCGUCACAUUUUGCUCCUCAGGAGUAAACUCUAAAUCAGCCCGGGUGCUGUUUUUGCUGGUGGUGCCUGGUCAUCUCUUAUUUCUCUUUGCCAUUAAUAUGCUUCAAGGAGGUCACACUGCCAUCACUCCUGUAUUUAUCUGCUUUUACUUGAUUGCUGCUCUGCUUCAGGUUGGGAUCCUUAUUUAUACAGCUGACUUAAUUGUGCGCUUAAUGUGGAGGAAAGGACUGGACCCGGAUAACUUCUCCAUCCCAUACCUCACCGCACUGGGAGAUCUGUUGGGUACUGGUUUCCUCGCCCUGUGUUUCCGUCUGGUCAUGUUAGUUGAGGGACUCGGUCUGUAAGGCUCUGGCCACCUCCAUCCCUUUGGACCCCCGCUAUCUUUUGGGCCCUUGUUAUGGCCCAGGCUGGCUACAGUGGCUUUGAAGAAACUUGGGAAGUGAAGUAUGGUAUGGACAUUGAUUCUGUGCCAACAGAAUGGGUUGACUGGAAACCGACAGAAAGCACUACAUACAAUAACACUACACUUUAUAACUAGUUGUGUUGUACCGCUGCCUGUAUGCAGCUUUCAAGCCAACUGUAUAUUAAAAGGAUAGUUUUCCCAAAAAUUACAGAUGAAUUCUGUUAUCAUUUACUCACCCUCAAGUUCUUACAAAUUUGGAUAAUUUUCUUUGUUCUGCUGAACACGAAGAUAUUUGUGUUAUUUUUAAGUGUAGCUCAGUGGUUUGCAGCGCAAAAGGUCAUGGGAACACACAUACUGUUAAAACACUGUAUACCUUGUAAUGCACUAUAUGUCGCUUUUAGGCUUGUUGCGAUAGUCGGUGAAACGGUGAUUACCGGUGCUUCAACCUCUCACCGGUUAGAUCACUUGCCCACCGUGACACCGUCUUUCACCGUCGUUUUGAUAUUUUCUUGUAAUUAAAUCAUUUAGUUUCAUUAGAGAGAGCAAACACACUAACAACUGAAUGUGUCUGCUGCCUGAAUUCAGCGGAGCUCAACGCGCGUCACGUCACAGAGCAGCAAGUGUCAGAUUUCAUUUAUUCCUGGCAGACUGCGGCGAGUUUACUGACCAGACGAUCAUGGCAGAAGCCGCGUGCUUACUCGUUUUUGUUAUAAGAUACAUAUAUGAUGUUAAAUAUAAGUGAGAUCAUUUUGUUGUUGUGUUUUUCAUUAAGAAUAAUAAUAAACCCAUCAUUCAAGCAGCGCUUUAUGGAGGAAUAGCCGGUUGCUCUGCUUGGGACUGGCGGGUUUCUGUCAGAAGUACCUGUGCACAUUGACUCAAGCACUUAAACCAGCUGUUGCACUCGCAUUUGCACGCAAAUUCAUACAUGAUUACACGCAGCGUACGCAAGUGCUGGAUUUAAACAACAGUGGCAUCUAAUUCAAAAGUGAAAGUAAAAUGCGCACAUCUGUAUGUGCAUUUAUAAGCCCCUCCCACCCGGUGAAACUGGUAUCACCGGGUUUGUCACGCGCUGAUUAACCGGUGGGAAAAUUCUGUCACCGCAACAACCCUAGUCGCUUUGGAUAAAAGCAUCUGCCAAAUGCAUAAAUAUAAA
This is a messenger RNA of Paramisgurnus dabryanus, 3403 nucleotides long. RefSeq names its product solute carrier family 41 member 3 (gene slc41a3). Gene Ontology annotation, molecular function: monoatomic cation transmembrane transporter activity. The record is from RefSeq and is a predicted model, not a curated record. Lineage: Eukaryota; Metazoa; Chordata; Actinopteri; Cypriniformes; Cobitidae. Gene Ontology annotation, biological process: monoatomic cation transport. Gene Ontology annotation, cellular component: plasma membrane.